GCUGCGAGAGCGGCGCGCACCGACAGCCGGACGGACGGACUGACUGGCGGCUGGUCGGACAGACGGGGCAGCGCAGGGAGCUGGGACGCGGCGGGACAGCGACAUGGCCGGCCACACGCAGCAGCCGAGCGGGCGCGGGAACCCGGGCCCUGCUCCCUCGCCCUCCCCUGGCCCGGGCCCCGGGCCCGGCGCCUCGGAGCGGGUGGCGCUCAAGAAGGAGAUCGGGCUGGUGAGCGCCUGCACCAUCAUCAUCGGAAACAUCAUCGGCUCGGGCAUCUUCAUCUCCCCCAAGGGGGUCCUGGAGCACUGUGGUUCCGUGGGUCUGGCCCUCUUCGUCUGGGUCCUGGGUGGGGGCAUCACUGCCUUGGGCUCACUCUGCUACGCGGAGCUGGGAGUCGCCAUCCCCAAGUCUGGUGGGGACUACGCCUAUGUCACCGAGAUCUUCGGGGGCCUGGCUGGCUUCCUGCUGCUCUGGAGCGCCGUCCUCAUCAUGUACCCCACCAGCCUGGCCGUCAUCUCCAUGACCUUCUCCAACUACGUGCUGCAGCCCGUGUUCCCCAACUGCAUUCCCCCGGCCGCUGCUUCCCGUGCGCUCUCCAUGGCCUGCCUUAUGCUCCUGACAUGGGUGAACAGCUCGAGCGUGCGCUGGGCCACGCGCAUCCAGGACGUGUUCACCGGCGGGAAGCUGCUGGCCCUCUCGCUCAUCAUUGGCGUGGGCUUUGUCCAGAUCUUCCAAGGACACUUCGAGGAGCUGAGGCCCAGCAACGCCUUCGACUUCUGGAUGACGCCGUCCGUGGGUCACCUGGCCCUGGCCUUCCUCCAGGGCUCCUUUGCCUUCAGCGGCUGGAACUUCCUCAACUAUGUCACCGAGGAGCUGGUGGACCCUCGAAAGAACCUACCUCGUGCCAUCUUCAUCUCCAUCCCCCUGGUGACCUUCGUGUACACCUUCACCAAUGUCGCCUACUUCACUGCCAUGUCCCCCCAGGAGCUGCUGGCCUCUAACGCAGUGGCCGUGACCUUCGGGGAGAAGCUGCUGGGCUACUUUGCUUGGGUCAUGCCCGUCUCCGUGGCACUUUCCACUUUCGGAGGGAUCAAUGGCUACCUGUUCACCUCCUCCAGACUGUGCUUCUCUGGAGCCCGAGAGGGGCACCUGCCCAGCCUGCUGGCCAUGAUCCACGUCAGACACUGCACCCCUAUCCCUGCCCUCCUCGUCUGCGGCGGGGCCACGGCAGUCAUCAUGCUUGUGGGAGACACGUACACGCUGAUCAACUAUGUGUCCUUCAUCAACUACCUCUGCUACGGCGUCACUAUCCUGGGCCUGCUCGUGCUGCGCUGGAGGUGGCCGGCACUCCACAGGCCCAUCAAGGGGCGGCGAUGGCAGCGAUGGUGA
This is a messenger RNA of Balaenoptera acutorostrata (minke whale), 1390 nucleotides long. RefSeq names its product solute carrier family 7 member 10 (gene SLC7A10). The record is from RefSeq and is a predicted model, not a curated record. Gene Ontology annotation, cellular component: membrane. Gene Ontology annotation, biological process: D-serine transmembrane transport; D-alanine transmembrane transport; amino acid transmembrane transport. Gene Ontology annotation, molecular function: neutral L-amino acid transmembrane transporter activity; L-amino acid transmembrane transporter activity. The coding region runs from base 104 to 1390 and encodes 428 amino acids. The transcript has 10 exons. NCBI's taxonomy places the organism in Eukaryota, Metazoa, Chordata, Mammalia, Artiodactyla, Balaenopteridae.